Messenger RNA from Punica granatum (pomegranate), 1033 nucleotides. The record is from RefSeq and is a predicted model, not a curated record. NCBI's taxonomy places the organism in Eukaryota, Viridiplantae, Streptophyta, Magnoliopsida, Myrtales, Lythraceae.
AAGCCUUCCCUCAUAAAAGAACUCAUCUUCCCUUCAUAAUAAACCUCACUCUUAUUGUUCUUCUUUUUACAUAAAAAACACAAAAAAAAAAAUUUUUAUCUAUUUUCCCAGCCAUGGCCGAGGUUGUUAUCCACCAUGUUAACUCCAAGUACGCUGAAGCCAAGUCAUGCUCGAAGAGGAAAGGCAACGGGCUCACCCGGAAAUGUGCUUCUUUGGUUCGGGAGCAACGUGCUCGUAUCUACAUCCUCCGGCGGUGCGCCACCAUGCUCCUAUGUUGGUACAUCCAUGGCGAUGAAUAAUAACAAGUUCUAGCUAGCCCAGUCUUCCUUAUAUAUUAUCUCGCCCUCCGGCUAUUGGUUGCUUUACCUUGCUCUAUAUGUUGUACGUACGUGUUCGAGAAUACUCAUGAUACGAAGCUCUUCUCCAUGCUCGGUGAUAUUGCUGCACAUGCUGGACUGCGUCGUCUGCUCAACCAGAUUUGGAGAUCGUAUAUCUUGGUGGCCCAUCGAUAUAUAACUCGGUAAUGAAUAAUGAUGGAUUGGGCUAAACAGAGAAAUGCUUCCGCUUUUGCUGAGCUUGGUUGGGCAUUCUAACGGGUCGACGCUCCGGUUGUGGUCUCGAUGGCUGGGGUUUUGCUGUAGAUAAGAUUUUCUCCUGUGCAUCCUCUUCCCUGUUUCUUUUUUACCCUAAUUCUAUGGAGAAACCUAAAUUAGGGGUUUUUGGGGUGCAAGGAGACGUUUUAUAGCAGCCUUCAGCUUUUUCCUUCUUUUUGCAUGAACCGGGCAACGAGCAAAUGAAGAUCAGUGAAGCUGAUACAUAAAUGUGGAGAAACUGAUAGAUAUAUUAUGUAAUAUUUCCUAUGACUUUUGUGUAAGGGCAUGUUGGAAUUUGAAUAAGGGCUUUAUAUAAACACAUAGUAUGUUGAUUAUAUUUGACUUAGCUUCUUUUCUUGAUAAACUUAUUUUAGGUUUUAGCUUUGAUCAAUUUCUUGAUUUAAGCAUGCAAGAGCCAUGAUUAACACAAACGGUUAUUG